Molecule: messenger RNA, 4440 nt
Organism: Neoarius graeffei (lesser salmon catfish)
Lineage: Eukaryota; Metazoa; Chordata; Actinopteri; Siluriformes; Ariidae
Gene: cpt1ab
Product: carnitine palmitoyltransferase 1Ab (liver)
Exons: 19
Coding region: 123-2447 (774 amino acids)
Biological process (GO): carnitine metabolic process; fatty acid metabolic process
Cellular component (GO): mitochondrion
Molecular function (GO): carnitine O-palmitoyltransferase activity
Source: RefSeq, a predicted model, not a curated record
UCUGCUGUACUCCACUUUCAUUCAUCAGUGUGUUGGAAUAAAAGUGCGAGACUGUGCCGAGUCCUGAUCCCGAGACAGACACUGCAGCAGAGCACAGGAAAGACAGUGACCAGUCAGUGAUCAUGGCAGAAGCUCAUCAGGCGGUAGCCUUUCAGUUUACUGUCACUCCAGAUGGCAUUGACCUGCAACUGUGUCAUGAAGCCUUGCGGCAGAUCUAUCUUUCUGCCUUACACUCCUGGAAAAAGAGGUUUAUUAGGUUCAAGAAUGGUGUUAUGACUGGAGUUUAUCCUGGAAGUCCUUCUGGGCUCCUAUUUGUGGUUGGGAGUUAUGUGAGCUAUACAAAGUAUGCUAAGAUAGACCCAACUUUAGGACUCUUCACUAAACUGGCCACUCAUUUACCAGUCAGUAAGUACAUAACAGAAGAUACCCAGCGUAUCCUUGGUGGAAUGCUGAUUGGUACAGGGAUUUGGGUCACCAUAACCUUUAUCAUGAGGAACGUCCUGAAAUCUCUGUUGUCCUGGCAUGGUUGGAUGUACAAUCGCCAUGGGUCGAUGUCCAUAAGCACCAAAAUUUGGCUGUUACUGGUGAAGUUGUUCUCUGGACCGAAGCCAAUGCUGUACAGUUUCCAGAGCUCACUGCCACGUCUACCCGUGCCUCCUGUGAAGCACACAGUGAAAAGAUACCUCGAAUCAGUGCGUCCUCUAAUGGAUGAUGAGCAGUACAAACAUAUGGAAGGACUGGCGAAGGACUUUGAGAAGAACAUGGGCCCCAAACUCCAGUGGUACCUGAAGCUCAAGGCCUUUUGGGCCUCCAAUUAUGUCAGUGACUGGUGGGAGGAGUACAUUUACCUGCGAGGACGUGGACCCCUCAUGGUCAACAGCAACUACUAUGCAAUGGACUUUCUGUACGUCUUCCCUACUCAUUUGCAAGCUGCCAGGGCAGGGAAUGCCAUCCAUGCCAUCAUGCUUUACAGGAGGAACUUGGACCGAGCUCAGAUCAAACCCGUUUACUUGCUGGAGAACAGAGUGCCGUUGUGUUCGGCACAGUGGGAGCGGAUGUUUAACACGUCCCGUCUCCCAGGCCUGGAGACAGAUAUGAUCCAGCAUGUUAAUGAAAGCAAGCACAUCGUGGUUUUCCACAAGGGCCGAUUUUUCAAGGUGUGGAUGUUUUAUGAUGGCCGCUUGCUGUUGCCCAGGGAGAUUGAGCAACAGAUGGAGAGGAUUCUGGCGGAUACGUCCAAGCCUCAGGCUGGAGAGGAAACACUGGCUGCCCUUACAGCAGGAGACAGAGUGCCGUGGGCGAAAGCCCGCACCGAGUUCUUCAGUAGGGGGAAGAACAAGCAGUCUCUGGACACGGUAGAGAAAGCUGCUUUCUUUGUCACACUGGACGACACAGAGCAGCGUUACGAGCCUGAUAACCCUGUGCAGUCCCUGGACAGCUACGCUAAAUCUCUUCUUCAUGGAAAAUGCUAUGACAGAUGGUUUGACAAGUCCUUUAAUCUGAUCGUGUUUAAGAAUGGCACAAUGGGUCUGAAUGCUGAGCAUACCUGGGCUGAUGCACCCAUUGUGGGCCACCUGUGGGAGCAUGUAUUGUCUUUGGAUCCUUUAAAGCUCAGCUACACUGAUGAUGGCCACUGCCGGGGCAAACCACAUCCCAAUCUGCCUGGACCCCAGCGCCUGCAGUGGGAUAUUUCAGAGGAGUGUCAGUCUGUGAUCAGCAGCUCUCUGAAGGUGGCUAAUGCCUUAGCAGAUGACGUAGACAUGCAUAUCUUCCCCUUCCACAACUUUGGAAAAGGUUUAAUCAAGAAGUGCAAGACCAGCCCAGAUGCCUUCAUUCAGCUCGCACUCCAGCUCGCUCACUUCAGGGAUAAGGGCAAGUUCUGCUUGACAUACGAGGCCUCCAUGACGCGGCUGUUCCGUGAAGGCCGCACUGAAACUGUUCGCUCCUGUACUGUGCAGACCAGCGCGUUUGUUCGUGCCAUGAUGGAUGAAAAAGCAGCAAGAAAGGAGAAGCUGCAACUUCUGAAGUCGGCAGCAGAAAAGCACCAGGAGCUCUAUAGAAUGGCCAUGACUGGCAAAGGCAUCGAUCGCCAUCUUUUCUGCCUCUAUGUGGUGUCCAAGUACCUGGGGGUUGACUCGGCCUUCCUAAAAGAGGUACUGUCUGAGCCAUGGAGACUGUCCACCAGUCAGACUCCUCUGCAGCAGGUGGAGCUGUUUGAUUUGAAGAAGCACCCAGAGUACGUCACCACUGGAGGUGGCUUUGGACCAGUGGCAGAUGACGGUUAUGGCGUGUCGUAUAUCAUUGUUGGAGAAGAGCUCAUCAACUUCCACAUAUCCAGCAAGUGUUCCAGUCCAGAGACUGAUUCUCACCGCUUCGGCAGCCAGAUUAAGCAGGCCAUGCUCGACAUUCUUGAUCUCUUCGAGUUGAACAACAAGACUGUCAACUGAACCAUUCUGCUCUCUCCAAACAUAAAAGGGAUUUCGUUUCAGUGAAAUGCUCUUCGUGUUAGAUUGUAAAUGUACAUAUUGUUGACUUGUAAUUUAUGAUUGAUCAAACAAGAGAUGGGAAUGUUAGGCAGCUGGGCCAUAGAAGGUUCACGCUGCAUGCUGCACACUACACGCUACACGCGUGUAAAGAAAAGUGGACAAACGUAGCAUGACUUGCUCUGGGCCAUAGAACGGCGUUCACGUUGCACGCUGCACACUUCACGCGUGAAGCGUGAAAUGAACAUGCACACUUUUUUCUAGGCGUGAAGAUGGAAAUUCCAGUCAAUGCAUGCGGUCACCGCCGCGCCAGCCAAUCAGAACGGGUCUAGGGAGAUAACUCUAUGCUUUCAGGGGAAAACUUCAGAAAAAAAUAUAAUUGAAUGGUAUAAUUGAAAAAUAGUUCUUCAUCGGGAUUGUCAAGCAGAUUAUAGAAUGUUCGGUGAAAUUCACCACGGGUUUCUCUCAGAAGGAAGUGUUCUCGGCUCCAAAUUCUGUUCCUUUUUCUCUUCCUCUGUCUCAGUAAAAGCAGAAUGAGGCAAUCGUCGUCAUCCGAAGAGUCCAUAUUGUUGGUUACUCGGUCAAAGUAGAACAGACGCAACACGUGAACAUCCAAGCAUGAAGUUUAAUGGCCCAGGGUCCGGUUCUUCACGUGAACGUGUAGCGUGUAGCGUGCAGCAUGCAGCGUGCAGCGUGAACCUUCUAUGGCCCAGCAGCCUUAAAUAUCAUAAAUAAUGCAUGGAAGAGGAGAUUAUAAUCGUGUUGUGUUCAGGUUUUAAGUGUGUAAAUUGAAAGGAACUAUUCAGUGGGCCUUAUUGUAUAAUGGAUGGCACCAGCCUUCUUUUGUCUUCUCAAAAAUAUGCUGAACUUCUCAGCUUAUAGAACCCAUAUCUCACAUUUUAUACUGAGCUGAAUGGCAGUUGUAACUCCACAACCCAGAUAACACUCUGGGGAUAAAACCCACUGCCUUUUUGUGCUGUGUCAAUGCAAAACAAAUUCAAUGCAAUGUUUUUAGCAGUUAUUUUUCUUACUCUUCUGAACUUGUGGGUCAUGGGAGAGUGGUUGUGGUGCAGGACAGCCACCUAGGGGGAGCCUUACUCCAGCAUUUACUUGAAGGAAAUUAUUUUAAAGAUAUGGCUAGUAUGAGGUUUCUAAUACAAGUAAGGUGCUUUUUUUUUCUUUUCUUUUCAGUUACACUUAUGAAAAUUUCAACCUGCUUUUGGAUUAAGUCUAAAUGGCUCAAGAUUUUCUCAAUAGCAAGUUACAAUACAGAUAAAUGUCCAUUUAAAAGUGUCCAUUAAAACCAAUUGACCACAACUCGGACAAUAAAGUGUUUCGGAUUAUGAUUCUGAAAAUGUGGCAUAAAGUUACAUUGAGUAACACCAUGAGGGGAAAAUAAACAACUAACUCUGGAUACAAGCAGUGAAAGCACAUAGCUGUUUUGUGAAGCUUUAAAAAAAAGGCCCCAGAAGUAAACUCAUGUUACUGCAGCUCUUUUCAUGUGAGUCUACAAAGAAGGGAUAAAAGAAAUAUCUAUUUUGUUCAUUCUGAAAACAUACUAUUUAUGUAUUUAUUUUCUUUAAUUCAUGAAAAUUUUGAUUUGCUUUAUUUGAUUUGUUAAAGAAGAAGAAGCCUUUAUCACAGAUACUUGACAGCACAGUGAAAUUCUUUUCUACACAUAUCCAAGCUUGCUAGGAAGAUGGGGCCAGAGCACAGGGCCAGCCGUGAUGCAGCACCUUGCUCAAGGGUCCAACAGUGCAGCUUGGCAGUCCUGGGGCUUGAACCCCCAACCUUCUGAUCAGUAACCCAGAGCCUUAACCAUUUAGAAAGGAAAAUUAGUUUGAAUGGGAAGUGUAACUGAAAUGUGUUGUAUAUGGUAACUAAUGUAUUUAUAUGACAUUAUCCACAGGAGCAGCUGUCAUACCAAAAAACAAUAAAACAUAUCAACAUCAAAGAA